UAGCAAGGUCUCAUCGCUUUGAAUGUCGAGGAUUAUGUAGGUCAAAGUUACCACGCCACUUUGCUCACAAUUGUCGUGCUCGCAUUUUCUGUCAUCUCCAACACCUCGAUAUCUUCGCAUUUGCCUAUUAUUGAAAGUGUGAUGUUAGUCCUGCACGUAUUCGGUAUGUUAGCAAUUACAAUUCCUCUUUGGAUUUUGACCCCCAAUCUCAGCCACGCCUCGGACGUUUUACCUGAUUUCACAAAUGAAGGCGGUUUUCCAAGUAAAGGAUUAUCGGCUAUGAUUGGCUUGACGGUACCUUUUGGUGCUUUGGUUGGUUUCGAUUGCUCUAUUCAUAUUAUUCUCAACAAUAAAACUGGAGAGCCAUUUAUCCAGCUAUUUUACAACUCCACUCAGAGUUACACUGCUACCAACAUCAUGGUCACACCUUUGAUUAUCUUACUUCUAUCUUGUUGCGUCAGUGAGGUAGCUACUACAUCCCGACAAAUUUGGUCUUUUGCUAGAGAUCAGGGUCUCCCUGCUUCCGGCUGGUCAUUCAAGAUUUCACCAGGUUGGAACAUUCCUCUUCGAGCAGUAUGCGUAUCGAUUGUUGUGAGCUGCUUGCUAUCUCUCAUCAACCUGGGCUUCGCAUUUGCGCUCAACGCUAUAAAUUCUCUUGGUGUUGUCUCUAUUCUCUUGUUUUACUAUAUCACCAUCAGUUAUCUUAUUUGGAGAUGUAUGCAAGGGCCACUUCCCAAUCGCAGAUAG
Molecule: messenger RNA, 747 nt
Organism: Botrytis deweyae
Lineage: Eukaryota; Fungi; Ascomycota; Leotiomycetes; Helotiales; Sclerotiniaceae
Exons: 3
Coding region: 142-747 (201 amino acids)
Biological process (GO): transmembrane transport
Cellular component (GO): membrane
Molecular function (GO): transmembrane transporter activity
Source: RefSeq, a predicted model, not a curated record